Molecule: messenger RNA, 1470 nt
Organism: Chlorella variabilis
Lineage: Eukaryota; Viridiplantae; Chlorophyta; Trebouxiophyceae; Chlorellales; Chlorellaceae
Exons: 12
Coding region: 1-1470 (489 amino acids)
Biological process (GO): proteasome-mediated ubiquitin-dependent protein catabolic process; regulation of proteasomal protein catabolic process; protein deubiquitination
Molecular function (GO): proteasome binding; cysteine-type deubiquitinase activity; protein binding
Source: RefSeq, a predicted model, not a curated record
AUGGGGAGCGUCAAUGUGGAGGUCAAGUGGGGCAAGGAGAAGUUCGCCGUGGAAGUCGACCUGGAGCAGCCGCCGGCGGUGCUCAAAACGCAGCUCUUCUCGCUGACGGGGGUGCCCCCGGAGCGGCAGAAGAUCAUGGGCGUCAAGGGCGGGCUGCUCAAGGACGACGGCGAGUGGGCCAAGCUGGGCCUCAAGGCGGGGCAGAAGCUGACGAUGAUGGGCACCGCCGACAAGGUGCCUGAGGCCCCCACCACGCAGCAGACCUUCAUGGAGGACCUCCCGGAGGAGGAGCAGGACACCAGCGGCAUGGGCAAGUACGGCGCGGGGCUGCAGAACCUGGGGAACACUUGCUACAUGAAUAGCACGGUGCAGUGCUUGUACGCCGUGCCCGAGCUGCGCAGCAGCCUGACCAACUACGCCUCCAGCCCGGCCAUCGGCGGCGGCGCCGACGGCAACCACACGCUCACCGUGGCCACCCGCAACCUGUUCCAGAGCCUCACCCGCUCGGUGCAGCCGGUGCCGCCGAUGGAGUUCAUCCUGUCGCUGCGCAAGACCUACCCCCAGUUUGGGCAGACCAGCAGGGAGGGCUUCUACAUGCAGCAGGACGCCGACGAGUGCUGGGGCAACCUGCUGACCAGCCUCAAGGACAAGCUCAAGGCAGGGCCCGCCUGCCAGCCCUGCCUUAACCUUGCUUUCCUGUUUGGCGUGCAGCUGCACGCCACGCUCAAGGCGGGGGAGGGCGAGGAGACAAUUGAGCAGGAGAAGCUGGUGUGCAACAUCAGCGUGGAUGUGAACCACCUGUCUGAGGGAAUCCGCCUGGGGCUGAAGCAGGACCGCGAGCAGCGCAGCGAGGCGCUGGGCAGGGAUGUGUUGUUCCAGGGCGAUGCCCAGAUCUCGGGCCUGCCGCCGUACCUCACCGUCCAGAUGAUGCGGUUCUUCUACAAGGCAGACGUGCAGCAGAAGGCCAAGAUCCUGCGCAAGGUCACCUUCCCCCUGCACUUGGAUGUGCUGGAGUUCUGCACGCCGGAGCUGCAGGCGCAGCUCAAGGGCCCGCGCCUGGCAGGCACGCUGCGUGCCCUGUGGGGCCACCCCUGGGGCUGCUGCUGCUGCCGCUGCCGCCUGUCAGCCGGCGGCGAUGUGGCCAUGCAGGAGGCGGGGGCCGGCAGCGGCGCCGCGGCCGAGGCGGACCCCGCCGCCUUUGCUGGGGAGCUGACUGGUGAGGCAGGCCCCGCUCUCUCUCUGGGGCUGUGCAAGUACGAGCUGAUCGGCGUGCUGACGCACAAGGGGCGCAGCGCCGACUCGGGCCACUACGUGUCGUGGGUGCGGCAGGAGGAUGGGCAGUGGGUGCAGUUUGAUGACGACAAGAUGAUCCUCCGCAAGGAGGAGGAGGUGCUGACGCUGUCGGGCGGCGGCGACUGGCACAUGGCCUACAUGCUGCUGUACCGCGCCCAACGGGUGCCCCGGGAGUAG